CGCAUGCUGGGAAUAAACAAGGAGGCCUAACAUGCUCCAGGUAGUUUGAUUCCCCGAGGUCUACCCGAGAGUCCCCCUACCUGUCGGUCGAGGGCACCGGUAUGUACCCGAACUCACAGUCGGCCAGACAACCGGCUCAGACACUGUCACUGAACAGUCAGUACUUCCCACCAUCGUAUGACUUCACCGGUUAUCAUCAUGUCCCGGGAGUCGGCGACCCGUCGACAAGUGGCUGGAACUCCGUCUACGCUCCCCGGGAGGAGUAUCCGUUCAGCUUCCCGGGGUCAAGCCCCAACACCGGGCAGGUCAACUUCUCCUCCCCGGAGCUGAGCGUCACGCCUCACGCCGCUGGAGGAACGUACAACUUCAUCUCCGGACAGGACCCCUUCAGCUCCAGGAGGAGACCACAUGAACUCAUCAGACCGUCCUUUACAGGAACGAAGACACGCACUAAAGACAAGUACAGGGUGGUGUACACUGACCACCAACGCCUGGAGCUGGAGAAGGAGUUUCAAUGCAACCGAUAUAUCACCAUGAGGAGGAAGAGCGAGCUGUCAAUGUUGCUGAGCCUCUCUGAGAGACAGGUGAAGAUUUGGUUUCAGAACAGACGUGCCAAAGAGAGGAAGAUAAACCGCAAGAGGCUGCAGAAUUCCCAGCAGGCCUCCACAACAACCCCCACCCCACCAGCUCUGGGUGGACCCGCUGACACCCACAUCAACAACAGCCCCAGCAACAACAUUUUGUCGAACACUAUAUCAGAGGACUACUAGGUUGAUUUCAUAUGGAAGACUGAUACAGCGUGAAAUAUGUACAUACCUUAUUUUUGUUUUUAUAACUUUACCACACAAUGAAUGAAGAUGAUUCACAGCAACAUUAUGUUUUAAUCCUGCACCUCCAACUUUCACAAUGACGGGCACUCCACAUGUCUGUUGCAUUGAUUGUCUCUGGUGGGCAUUUGCCAAUCACAGGACUUCAGUGUGUUUAUAUGGAUAAUUUUCAGCACCAAUAUACUGAGGACUAAGAAUCACUGGAUAACUUGCAUUUGUCAAACUUGAGUGUCUUCUUUAAAACUAGUUAGUUAAAUCCACAAUGAAAAAGCAUUUCAGAAGUUUUUAUUUCUUGAAUGUUGAAAUUUGUCUGAAAUCUUGGUGGGUAAGAGGGACAAUGUGUUUGUCCGUCUAUAGUCAAAUAUCUCCUUCAUGAGUAGGAAAAUAGUUCCAACCCUAUUUGAUUAAACUGCAUGAGAAAUCCAAAUCUUAAAAUCACCCUUGAACAUAAAAAGGAAAAUGCAGAUUAUGUAAAGAAAUUAAAAAAGGGAAGUACAAUGAUGCAAAUACAUUUCUUUAUCAGCAUUUAAAUUUACAGGAAAUAGAGAGAGACAACAGAGAUUUUACAGUUCUUACUUCUAAGUAAAGAAGAGAAGAAAAAAAAAUGUUAAUGCAGGAUUUACCCUGAGAAUAGAUCAUUCAAAAGUAUAAACCAAUGGGUUCAGUUAGGGAGGAUGACAGCUGUGUUUGGUGGAAUGGAAAUGGUGAAUGAACAGAAAUUUUCUUUUUUAAAGAAAUAAAAGCAGCAUGAUUUUGAUAUGAACACAAAUGUCGUCAUUUGGCAUUGAACAGGUUAAAAAACUUAGUUGUUAUAAGUUAGCUUAUAAUUUUAACUUACUUUUCAAAACCCUUUUUAGCUACAACUUUGUGAUAGCAGCAAGGAACUGAGAGCAAUCGUGUUUAGAAAUGAUCUCGAAAUAUCAUCAUGCUCAGGCAGCAGUAUUUAGCCACAUCCUGAAAAACAGCUGCUACAUGACUCAUGGUCCACCGACAUUGUAUCGCUAUAUGCCGACAUGCAGACACACAAUAUGUAUGAAAUGUUAAAGUAUGUACUACAUUGCACAUGUUAGCACACGUCAACAUCGUGCCUGGUUGUAUGUUAAAGAAGAGGAAGAAAAAGUGGCAAAUGUGGAAAUGUAAAUUGUGUCCUGACAA
Molecule: messenger RNA, 1982 nt
Organism: Cyclopterus lumpus (lumpfish)
Lineage: Eukaryota; Metazoa; Chordata; Actinopteri; Perciformes; Cyclopteridae
Product: homeobox protein CHOX-CAD-like
Exons: 3
Coding region: 102-770 (222 amino acids)
Biological process (GO): animal organ morphogenesis; regulation of transcription by RNA polymerase II; embryo development
Cellular component (GO): nucleus
Molecular function (GO): DNA-binding transcription factor activity, RNA polymerase II-specific; RNA polymerase II transcription regulatory region sequence-specific DNA binding
Source: RefSeq, a predicted model, not a curated record